Daldinia caldariorum is the source of this 1851-nucleotide messenger RNA. RefSeq names its product fungal-specific transcription factor domain-containing protein. Bases 1 to 1851 code for a protein of 616 amino acids. The record is from RefSeq and is a predicted model, not a curated record. Gene Ontology annotation, cellular component: nucleus. Gene Ontology annotation, molecular function: transcription cis-regulatory region binding; zinc ion binding; DNA-binding transcription factor activity, RNA polymerase II-specific. Gene Ontology annotation, biological process: positive regulation of transcription by RNA polymerase II. The transcript has 5 exons. Lineage: Eukaryota; Fungi; Ascomycota; Sordariomycetes; Xylariales; Hypoxylaceae.
AUGUUGCUAUAUACCAGAGUUGCACCUCCAAAGGUGCCAAAAAGGCGCUCCAGAGCAGGUUGCACCUUUUGGUACGUGAUGUCCGACUCUCAAUCUCUUAACGUACCCAUCAACGAAACCGCUAAUUUUUCGAAGAAGAAAUGCGACGAGAAACGACCGCGAUGCGCAAGAUGUAUCGAAAAGGACCUUCAAUGCACGUACGAGGCGGUACGACCGCGCCAACGAAGGAAGAAAGACCCCUCUCACUCUGGAUUUACACAAGACUAUGGGCGAGCGAGUGAAUCGACUCUAGAUCAUGACCACUGGCGAGAGGAUACGAUCGAUAGGUUUUCUGAGGCUGAUUGUCUCAGCCCUAUAGAUGCCAAGUUUAAAGACAUGUCUCCAAUGAGCUUGAGCGAAAAUGAAUUGUUCCCGGUCGGCACUAGCCCAACGGUUUACGAAUACGAUGGCGCAGAUGAUGGAGAUCAAGUGCAAGAGAUUAUACGGAGGAACUCAAGUAUCAAUGUGGUCUCUCAGGCGCGAUCUUUUCAGCCAGAUCUAGCCAUGAUCGCUCCGUGUCCUGUCGGUUCCCCAACGCUCGAGUUUGUUCUGCCAGUGUUUUCGGAGUUUUCGGACCGCCCUAACCGGCGUGCACUGGUUGACCACUUCUGCAAUGUACUAUCGCAUUUAAUAGUCUUCCGGGAGGAGUCCGGCAAUCCAUUCCAACAACUGGUCUUACCGCUCUCCCAUAGAAGCGCUCCUAUUAUGAAUGCUGUAUACGCAUUAGCAAGUGCCCAUUUAGAGUAUCGUGGAAUUGCAACAUCGGAGAAGUCGCUGUAUUUUCACAACCGAGCUAUCCAGGGCUUGGCCAGGCUAAUAGAACAGGAAGGGAAGGUCGAUAAGACCGAACUGCUUGCAGCGAUCAUGCUCUUGGUGUACUACGAAGUACUUGUCCAGCGCGGACGGACGAAUAUAGUAGACGGACAUCUUAAGGGCGCACUAACUAUUAUGUCUUCCUCCUCGGGAGAGUCUACGCCUGCCGGUCUUUUCCUAGAACGUGCGUUCCGGUUCUACGAUGUUAUUACGGCACUCUCUCUAGGAUCUGCCCCUCUUUCCACGGCCCCGGCCGCUGGCUGCCUCAUACCAUUCCCUCCUCCGAAUGCACCGGCAGUGUCUCCCCUCAGCAACGUCGAUAGCUUACUCGGGAUGGCUACUACUUUAUGGCCUAUUAUGCACCGCCUAUCCAAUCUUCUCUCUCUUAAGAACGAUAUCGAGAAUGCAUGCCUAACAAACCAAACUUCUAAAAGCGCUGUCCUCAGAAUGGAAUUCGAAACCACUUCACAGGCUAUCGAAACCGCUCUAGCCCAAUGGGAACCGUGUCUUCCUCCCCAUUUUGUCGUUGAAAAUGAUGUGUUAAGAGGCUCCGGCGAUAGAGAAGAGAUUCCAGAGCAACAGCGCCUCCAAUCCACUUUUCACAACUCCUUAGCCUACCGUCAUAGCGCAUUUGUAUAUCUAUAUCGUACUAUAUAUAAGUACUCGCCACGCCGCGAGGUAGUGCAGAAGCACGCUCACAUAGCACUUAUACAUUGCGUCGGAACAGUCACCCAUGGAGGGCCUAUGGGGGCGUUGCUAUGGCCUUUGUUUGUAGCUGCAUGUGAGGCUAUAACCGCAGAAGAUAGAGCACUCGCCCAGAAGGCGUUUUUCGGAAUUGACCAGCGCCAAGGUAUGACCAACAUAGGCCAGGCCUGGAAUAUCGUUCAAGAAGUCUGGAAAAGAUUGGAUGAUAUGAAGGACGAUCCCUCCAGCGUAGAAGAUUCCGAUCUGUGGAGGAAGAUUAGCGCUGAGAUGGGAGUUAGCAUUGUUUUUGGCUGA